CGGGCGACCCCGCGGUGUAUACAUGUGACAGUCUGACAGUGACGGAGUCGUCUUCGGAGCACAAAGCGGGCUGCGCAUAGACUAAGACCAAGGUAAGUUUGAGAGCCGAAAGCCCAUUGACAAACGGUGAAUACCAACGGCACGUUGCAAAAACUCUCCAGUUUGACGAGCCCCUCCCACCCUGCACUGCUGGAGAGAGAUGAGUAGUGCACCGCAAUCACUUCUAGGAACCGGCGGAGGAAAUGUGACAUGUUUAUCUUCAGGCGUCUUACCUUCCAAUGCAGUUACCGGACCAACAAUUGCUGCAACUCAACCUGCAUUGGGGCUGAAUUCAUCUCUGUCAACGAACCAACUGACCUAUCAGAUGGUGCCAACACUGACCAAUCAUAUUGUAGCGUCCACUCAGCCUCGACUCGCCACGUCUCUCAAUUCAUCACUGUCCCCAGCGACAGGGAUUUCCCCACUCAGACCUAGCCCCGUUCUGUCUCUCUCUCCCGUCAGUCCGGCUCUGGGGGCUCAAGCACUUGGACAUUCUCAACAACUGGCUACUGCUGCACAGCCCCUGCAGGCUCUCAGUAGAGGAGUUGGUGGUGUCCCAGCCUCGGCCGCUCUUCUCCAGUCGGCUCUCCUCUCCCCUCCCCCGGCCAGGAGGGUUCUCUUUCACACACCCCCACUCCACACACCAUCACUCCAAACAACCUCACUGCUCACACCCUCACCCUCCUCGCUACCACUGCAGCACAGACCACUCAUGUCUGCUCUCCCACUACAACAACCUCUUCCUCAGGCAGCAGUUCAGGUGCAACCAUCGCUACAGCCAGGUAUGGCUACAGCAGCAACCCCAACAGCCAGUGUACAUGUAUGUACAGCAGCAUCCCCAGCACCCAGUAUUACUACAGCAGCAAUCCCAGCAGCCAGUAUUACUACAACAACAGCAACCCAGCAGCCAGUAUUACUACAACAGCAUCCCCAGCAGCCAGUAUUACUACAGCAGCAUCCCCAGCAGCCAGUAUUACUACAGCAGCAUCCCCAGCAGCCAGUAUUACUACAGCAGCAAUCCCAGCAGCCAGUGUUACUACAGCAGCAAUCCCAGCAGCCAGUAUUACUACAACAGCAGCCCCAGCAGUCAGUUUACUACAGCAGCAGCCCCAGCAGUCACUGUAUGCACAUCAGCAACCAACAGGAGUUAUGGUUCAACAGCAGCCACAGCUGGUACCUGCCUACCCUCCCUCUCUCCUUCAGCCCCCUGUCCUCCUCCAGCAAACACCUUCCACCCUCCCCCUCCAUCAACAGGUGGCCAUGAGCUCUUCACCCCACAUAAUGACACUGGCCCCUGGCAAUCAUCAGGUCCUUGCUCCUUCCAGUGUGCCAAUGUAUGUGCCAGGAACAAGACUAAUGUAGGGUUAGCUAUUGCCACUACCUACCUACCAUAGGGCCUGAGGCACUAUGAAAAACAGUCUUUUUUCCACUGGAUUUUUGGUUUUAGGUGUUUUUGUACUCAGCAAUAAUGUUAGUGUAUAUAUAAUAAUUAUUUUAGGUG
Messenger RNA from Geodia barretti, 1540 nucleotides. The record is from the annotation of a GenBank genome assembly. Lineage: Eukaryota; Metazoa; Porifera; Demospongiae; Tetractinellida; Geodiidae.